Molecule: messenger RNA, 1632 nt
Organism: Cryptomeria japonica (Japanese cedar)
Lineage: Eukaryota; Viridiplantae; Streptophyta; Pinopsida; Cupressales; Cupressaceae
Exons: 13
Coding region: 235-1254 (339 amino acids)
Biological process (GO): protein demethylation
Molecular function (GO): protein methylesterase activity
Source: RefSeq, a predicted model, not a curated record
CAAUUGCUAGUUUAAACUAGUUGUAUGUUGAUCGCUUAAAGUAGUUUAUGGCUUGUUAAAGCUAAAAACAAAGCUGGAAGCACUGAAAGGAGACAGCACCACCAGGGAAAAAAUUGAAUUAAAACAUAUAGCCGAACGCGGUGCAGGGUAAGAGGGGUAAUAAAUAGAGGAGCACAAAUAGGUGCAAAAGGGCUGGGAAAGUUGAAAAGUCUAAAACCUCCAAUUACGCAAAGAAUGGAUGUAAAUAUAUUGCCUGCGCUGGCUGAAGACGAGGAAGCGCAAGCCACUGAACAACCUGCCUCUGUAUUUGCGUUUGUUCCACCCCGUCCUCCCACUCAGAGUACGGCUAGCAAAUACUCACCUUUACCAUGGAAAGGCCACUUUGAUAAGGAGGAGGACAUCAACAUUCCAGAUUCCAAUACGACAUUCCAUGUAUAUUCUGCAGGAACAGAGGGGCCAGUAGUUUUCUGUCUGCAUGGAGGAGGUUAUUCAGGGCUCUCUUUUGCAUUGGCAGCAGGCAAUAUGAAGCAAAAAGCUCGAGUAGUUGCCAUGGAUCUUCGGGGACAUGGGAAGUCACACUCAGAUAAUGAAAUAGAUAUGUCAAUAGAGACGUUAUGUGAAGAUGUAUUGUCUGUUAUCAGGAUAAUUUUUGGAUACGAUCCACCUGCUAUUGUGCUGGUUGGCCACAGUAUGGGAGGUUCAAUUGCAGUGCACCUAGCAAGGAAGCAAGUACUUUCAAGUUUGGUGGGGCUGGUGGUUGUAGAUGUUGUUGAGGGAACGGCAAUGGCAUCUUUAGUUCAUAUGCAGAAAAUUCUUUCCAACAGGCCAUUACAUUUUUCGUCAAUUGAGAAAGCUAUUGAAUGGAGCAUUAAAGGGGGUCAGCUAAGAAAUCCUGAAUCUGCUCGUGUAUCAGUUCCUUCAACACUAAAAUUUGAUGAUGAGAGGCAAUGUUAUGUAUGGCGCACACCUCUUGAGAAAACAGAACAUCAUUGGAAAGGCUGGUAUGAAGGUUUAUCUGAAAUGUUUCUUUCCAGUCCAGUAGCCAAGGUUUUACUCUUAGCUGGUACAGACAGAUUAGACAGAUCCUUAACAAUUGGCCAAAUGCAAGGCAAAUUUCAGAUGAUAGUAAUUCGUCACACAGGCCAUGCCAUCCAGGAAGACGUCCCUGAUGAAUUCUCCUCAACAAUUCUUAAUUUUAUUUCUCGUAAUCGAAUUGGACCUGGUGGAAUAGAGAUUCCUCGGUUCAAGCGUUGAAGGUUAAAUUUAGUUUGGGAGUCGGAUGUUUUCAUUUGACUAUUGUUUCUAUUUUGCGAUGUUGGAGUUGCAUGGUUGCAAUGAGUUACAUUUGGAGAUUUUGACAUUAUCUAGCGUGAUAUGUUUUCACAAAGUAGCCUUUUUGGCUUUUUUUUUUGGCACUUGAAUCCCUUUGUCAAGUUACUAAGCAUUAUGUAUAGUUUUAUCUUCUUUUACGAUGAUUUAGAAUCACGCUACAUGUAGAUGCUUGGGUUUUGUUGAAUUCUUGUCCUGUUCUUUUCCUGGCCUUUCUCAUGUCUGCUGCAAUAAGAUGUAUGUUGUAAACAAAAAAAUCUGUAAUAUGCACUCUAUAAUACACUGUUCAAUUUUGACCCCUCA